AUGGAUACCAAGGAUAUUUCCUUCGUAAGCUUUGGCUUGGUGGUGCUUGACGAAAUUCGCUUCGCCAACCGGAAACCUUUAAUCAAUGUGCUGGGUGGGUCAGGAGCUUACGCGACUCUAGGUGCUCGGUUGUUCCUGCCUUCUCCAUUGAGCCGCUCCUUGGCUUGGCCGAUCCAUAUUGGAAAUGACUUUCCGGACCCUAUUGCAGAACUCUUGCAUAGCUGGGAUACAAUUUUGGUGAUAACAAAAGAAUCAGACCAGCCCUCGACUCGAGGCUUACUGGAGUAUCAAGAUACCACAUUCGGACCGAAGAAUUUCAAGUACACCACCCCGGUUCUUACAAUUCAAGAAAGCAAGUUGCCGGGCACAGCCUUGCUAACUUCGAAAAUCUAUCACUAUCUUGCUACUCCCCAAGAUAUGAGAACGCGCAUUCUAAACAUACUCGCUCUUCGAAAGCAGGCGGGUAUACAACAUCGUCCUCUGAUUAUCUGGGAACCGGCUCCCCUUUCAUGCAAGCCGGAGAACCUUCAAGACUGUCUAGCGGUUGUAGCCCUAGUCGACGUGUUUAGUCCAAACCACUUAGAGCUAGCUGCAUUGUUUGUGGAUACCCCGGCUACUCCUGAUAGAACUGAGAUUGAAACGCUGGCUUUGAAAUUCCUAGCCAGUGGUGUCGGCCCGGAAGGAAAGGGUACUGUGAUUAUCCGAGCUGGUGAAAAUGGCUGCUUUGUUCGAUCGGGUAACCUAUCCAAAUGGCUACCUUCAUUUCACAUAGCAGGGACUGGAGAAGAGCAGGCUGCUAAAGUGGUUGAUCCGACUGGAGCUGGAAACGCGUUUCUAGGAGGCUAUUCUAUUGGGUACCUCCAAACGGGAGGUGAUAUAGAACAGGCGGCUUGUUAUGGGUCUGUUGCAGCUUCAUUUGCAUUAGAGCAAGUAGGAAUGCCAAAGAGGAUUGAUGGAGAUGAAGAAUUAUGGAAUGGGGCCAGUGUUCUUGACAGGUUGAAUGAAUACAGGGCUAGGCAAGAAUCCGUCGGCACUCAAGGAAGCAGCUCAUAA
This is a messenger RNA of Penicillium roqueforti, 1053 nucleotides long. RefSeq lists its product as uncharacterized. Lineage: Eukaryota; Fungi; Ascomycota; Eurotiomycetes; Eurotiales; Aspergillaceae. The record is from RefSeq and is a predicted model, not a curated record. The transcript has 3 exons. The coding region runs from base 1 to 1053 and encodes 350 amino acids.